Messenger RNA from Anopheles funestus (African malaria mosquito), 1857 nucleotides. RefSeq lists its product as uncharacterized. The record is from RefSeq and is a predicted model, not a curated record. The transcript has 3 exons. NCBI's taxonomy places the organism in Eukaryota, Metazoa, Arthropoda, Insecta, Diptera, Culicidae. The coding region runs from base 258 to 1742 and encodes 494 amino acids.
UUUCCAAUGUAAAAUAUACCCCCAAGGAGAAACCGGCACCGGGUGAUAGGUUACGAUAUCUUAUCGUGCGAAAAUCCGCUCUUCAAUAAUCUACCAUGCGUGCGGUCGCAGACAACGCCGCCUAUUAUGGUGUGUUUUUGGCCAGCGGAUUAUCAUCAACAGUUCAUGCACGAUACCGUUUUAUCGAGUAGCCAGAGGUAGUUAAGAAUGUUUAGUUUAGAUAAAAGUUUGGCACGAUAACAAUAAAAAUUCGAAAAAUGUCUUCCAAAUUUGAAGUAAACUUUGAAGAAAAGCAACAAAUUUGCCCUUACCGUGUUAGUUCACAGUCGUCGGUAGUGGACGAUGCUGAAGAAUUUACGUUGUUAGAAGACCCAUGCAGCAGGUUGACCAGUACCGAUGGUGAUGAUGAACCGCAGACCACCUCAGAAUGGUAUCGAUUGCAAUCUUUCACUUACGGCGUUACGACAUUCCGGGGCAUCGAAGAAUUGCUGCAAUCAGUCGAGCGAAAUCCAUCGGCAAAUGUGGAACUGGAUUUGAAUCGCUGUGGUUACACACACCUGCACGUCCAGAUUGCUUUGGAUGCGUUGCUACGGGGACGCCCAGAGUGUUUGACGCGUUUAGAUUUGUGUCGAAAUCGGUUGCUAAAUCCCGCACUAUCACGUUUGCUGGCAAAUGUGUUGCAAGAUUUACAAACGAUCGUGAAGUUAUCACUUUCCUACAAUACGAUCGACGACGAGUGCAUGAAGAUCCUCAGCCAAGCGUUGUCCAACUCGGGUGUUUGUCUGCUGGAAGCAGCUCACUGUCAAAUUUCCGAUCGAGCUGGUUCAUUGCUGUUCAGUGCGCUGAUCUACAGUGAUUGUAUCGAGAAGAUAGAUCUGAGCUGGAACCAUCUAGAUAUUGCCAGCGGUGCAGCAAUUGGACGCUUUCUUUCCACACAAAAAUCGGUAAAAGAACUAAACCUGACUGGCAAUCAUUUAUACCAUGAAGCACAAUGCAUUGUUCCACUUUUGAUGGGUUCAAUUGGAAAUGAAACACUAGAGCAACUUGAUCUAUCGUGGAAUGGUUUGCGCGGUGAAGAGUUCGGUCGCGCCCUAAUGAAGGCGAUUCCCCAAACCAAACUAAAGCUCCUUAAACUGGAGCAUAAUCUGUUGGGCGCUUCGGAACUGUCCUUUAUUGUACGGAUGAUGAAGAAAAGUGAAACACUUGAGCAACUGUGGCUCGGUAGCAAUAUGCUCGAGGACACCGUAACACUCGAUCUCGUGCGAACCUUUAUACGGCAUCCUGCGUUGAACGUGAUUUCUCUAGGAUCGUUUCACUUCAUCUCACAGACCAUUGCCAAACAGGUUCGAUUGUGUUCGCUCAAAUAUCCCGCCAAAAAGAUCAUCUACCAAGGGAAGCUAAGAGCGAAACCGGCACGUCCGGUGGAUGUGAAGGAAAUGCUACUAGAACGUUGCCGGUUCUUGGCGCAGAAACCGAAGAAGGCGAAACAAAAGCGCGACAUUGGUCACCUGAUGUUGCAGCUAGCAGCGGCAGAAAAUACGAUACUUACCCGUGAAGAAUUUGUGCUCGUGGUGAAACGUUUUCGCGCCAAACUUGAUCGACCACUGCUCGAGUCAUUGAUGGAUGCGUUUGAAGUGCCGAAGAAGCUGGUAGAUACGGGUGCGAUGGCACUGAAAUAUCUUGCCAAACAUCCCACGGAUCCACCAAUCGUUAAGUCAGCUAAAGGAAAGGGCAAAAGAUAAAUGGACACUAGUACAAGGUUUAGGCAUGUUGCCGUUGCCACACUGAACCGGCGCGCAGAGAAGCAUGCUGCAAACACACGCAACAAAAACAAACGCGCAACUGAUUUGCUAAGGA